GAAUGGAAUCGCUUACUUUGGAUUAUACUUGACACAGGGAAUGUAGGAACAGAACUGACAUGGAGUAAGAUGAAAUGUGUAGUCCUCGCGGUUGUCUUUUAAAUAUUGAUUUGUCUCGCGAAUGGAGAUCGUGUGGCAAUCAUAAGUGUUAUUUUAAUAUGCAGCUUGGACAAGGAGAAUGUUAUAAAUAUGAAAAGGCUAUAAACAACGAAACAUAAAUACAAAUACUCUACUUUGCAAGCUUUAUGGCUUAUAGAUCUUGUAUAAAAAUGGACCAUAUAAUGAGUACAAUUGGAUAUGCAGAUACGAAGAUGAUAAGGUAUUCGUAUAUUGUUUACAGUUGCUAUUUUCAGGGAGUUACUUGGGACUUCCAGAAAUUUUGGCUAUUAUAAAAUUUAUAACAGACAUUUAAAUACAUUUUGAAAUGGAUUCCCCACCGUCAUGUUCACUCAGUGCUACCGGACCUUUGAGCGAUCUUGGUAGCAGUGGACUAGGGGGUUCCAUUUCUAGUGAUUCUGUACGUGCUCAUCUUGCUAUCGAGAUGCAAGAAAGCGAUAUAGAAAGCAAAUCUUUAUCACAAGAUUCCUUUGAUUAUUCAGAUGGUAUGUGUGGAGAAAAUUUUAAUACAUUAAAGAAGGGGCCAGGUUGGAAUGAUGCUGAUGGUAAAUUAGAGGUUGAGGUUGUCGAUGUUGCUAUUAAACCACCACCAGAAUUUCAAGAUAGUCCUUCACCAGCUGAUUCUGAAUCCUUUUCUGCACCCAUUCUUAGUUACGAACAAUUGUUGCAACAUAAGGUUCCACAAUGUAUAGAUGAAUUUGCAAAUAAUUUUGUACAGUCCAUUAUUGAAGAAGCAUUGGUUAUAUCUUGUAGAAUAUCAUGGCCAGAAGGAAGGAUAGUAACUGCUUCACAUCCUGUUCCUGUGGUAACACAUAAUAUACAUAAUCCUAAACGCAUAUGGGCAACAGAUUUCCUGACACCUUCUUCAUGUCAAGGAACUACAACCAUUACGAUCACUCCAUAUAAUACUUUAAAUCGUCCAAAUUCACGAUGUUCUUUAGCUUCUUCACGUUUGUCCAGUUCGCAUAAUUCUAUAAAUACUACUGGAUUAAGUCAUAAAGCUGAUGACAGCAGUUUUAUAACUUCUGCUAUGUCUCAUGAUGUUUUAACAACAAGUGAAAUCAGUGAUAUGUAUAAUGUGCCCUUUGAUUCUGAUAUUUACACUGUACCGAUAGAUGUAAUCAGGCCAUUGCAUGAUCUUAAGACACCACAAAGGCCUAAGCGUCAUAGACAUCAUCGUAAGAGAAGAAGAAAUGUAUCUGCUAGUUCACAGAGUGAAUUAGAAACGCACAUUCAACAAGCCAGACAUUAUUGUGGAAAAUCUCGUGCUAUAACACAUGUUAUUAAGUCACAAAGACUGUUGGCUGAAAUGUGUUGCAAUGAAGCUGGGAAUGGAAAACGUCAUAGUGUUCCAGGUACCUCUGGUCGUCAUGGAUCUAGAAUAUCAAAUGGACAUACUCAUAAUAUUGGAGAACCAAUUCAUAUGACAUUACAUGAAGUUCGGCAAUAUUUACAAACAUUGUAUUCAAGCUCCAGUGAUUCUAGUGAAAAUAAAAUUAAGCGUGAUAAAGCUCCCAUAGGUCAUACGCCUAUACAUCUUGCAAUGCCAAAAGGUGUUACUGUAAAUAAUAAUAAUAGAUAUAGUAAUACACAUACUGAUUCUUCAACUGACACACCAAUUUCUAAUAAGAGUAGUAAUGGACUGAUUCAUAAUAAUAAUAAUAAUAAUAAUAACAAUAUUAAUAAUAACAGUAAUAUUAAGAAGCACAAAAAGAAUUCAUUUGUCAGUAUUAAACAUAAGAAGGUAAGAGAAGAACCACAUAAAGAGAAGGGUGAUUCUGAAAGAGAUAAAAUAAAAAAGAGUCAACGAAACUUUUCAUUAAAUUUAAAACAAACACUUUGCAAUAUCUUUAGAUUCAGACGCUUGGGUUCACCUGAUCAUUUUGUAGAAAAAAGAAAUAGUAUUGUGCAGGGUGAAAUAGUCGAAGAAGAGGAAGGAGUUGAUUCUGAUCAACAUGCAAACAAUAACAAUACUACGUCGGAAGUAGAUACAUCUGCACAAAAAAUGCCUUUCUUUAAACGUGCAUUACCACCUCUGCCAAAAACUAAUGGUCAAGUAGGAGUAGAACAAGCAGAAGAAGCGCUUACAGCUAUGGUAUCUAAAUCAGAAUCUCCAAAUUCCAUACAACAUAUGCCAACUUCUGCUCCUCGAUCUGAAGAAGAAACAGUGGAAGAUACAAGUAUGGAUUUUGCCGCUAGUAUUGAAAAAGUUAAAGACUAUGGCUGGUAUUGGGGACCUAUAUCAGGUGAAGCUGCAGAAAAAAUAUUGUCUAAUGAACCAGAUGGAUCUUUCAUUGUUAGAGAUAGUAGUGAUGAUCACUACAUCUUUUCUUUAUCAUUUAGACUUAACAGUUGUGUGCGACAUGUUAGGAUAGAACAUGAUCAAGGUAAUUUUAGUUUUGGAAGUUGCACGAAGUUCAAAUCCCAUACAAUCGUCGAUUUCAUUGAAAAUGCAGUAGAGCACUCAAGAAGUGGGCGUUAUCUUUUCUUUCUUCAUCGACGACCAGUGUUGGGUCCAAUGCGAGUGCAACUGUUACAUCCAGUAUCCAGAUUCAAACAAGUUCAAAGUUUACAGCAUACAUGUAGAUUUGUCAUUUUAAAGAUGGUACGCAGGGAUCUCAUCCCCACGUUGCCUCUACCUCGUCGCCUCAUCGAUUAUCUUAGCACGCCUCAUUACUACAGUGAACAAUUGGCUGAACAAGAUGAACGAGCAGAAUCUCCUGUUAGUUCUUCAACUGGUGAAUUGGAAAAGAUCUGUUUCACACCGCAAGGCCUAUCGUGAGGUACAAAUAUGUAAUCUUACUUUUCAUCUUGGUGUGUAUAUGCCAAAUGUUUAGUGCUAACAAAGAGACUUAAGACAAUGUUAUCUUGUGCAAGAAACAUAAGUAUUAUAAAUUAGGAGUUGCCGGUAAGGGUAAUUGAAGUAUGCUUCAUCGUUUACAUCUGUGAUUAUUGUUUUUACAAUUUUGGUGUAUGACUUUAUAAGUGGAUAUUGUGAUUAAGGAAUGUUCAUGUAUACUGCAUAUUGACCUUCAAUUUUCUAAUAUCGAAACAAUUUUCAUUUGUAUUGAAAGGUAGUAAAUGUUCUCUGUAUGAAUUUAUAAAAAAUAAUUUAUACAAUUAUUUAUGAUUAAAAAUAAUAGAGGAAAAUUACAGAGUACUAUAGAAAGACUACAUAUAGCCUAUAAGACGCGUAAGAUGCGAUCAUCAAUCUUUUAAAAAGUAAUUUUGAUCUCAAAUUGGCAACAACAUUAGUACAUUAAAUGUACGUAAUUGGGCUGUCAGAUGAUUGUUAAAUUUAUUAUAAUUUAUCUAUGAUAGUGCUCAUUUUCCAUUUUGAUUAGCAAACUUAUAAAAUUAGUAUGGCCAAUUUCGUAUAAUGAUUUAUGUUUAAGUUCCUUUUUUUUGUCAUCUAUGAUAGUUAUCUAAGAUAACAUUACAUACGAUAUAAUAAGUGCACAAUAUUUAUUUAUAAUAACAGAUCGAUGAUUUGAUGAUAACUCCUCCUUUUGUGCCAUAUUUCAAUCCUACCUUCCAGUUUAAAGGGUUUUAACUUAAGAGUAAUAGAAUUUCAUUGGCUAAGCAAUAUACUUUUUUGAAGUAUAUAAAUAUAUGCAAAGAGCACAUUUUAUGGACAAACUUAUUUCUUUUUUUGGAUUAUUUCAUUUUUUGAAAUAAUCAUCUAUGUACAGUUGAUUACAGAAUUCCGAUUACGAUACAUGUACAAGCUAUUAUAUAACAUUUUAGAUCAAUACUAUGUUAUAACAUUUCUCGAGAUAUAUUAUGUCAUGAAGUCAACUGGGGGAAAAAAAAGAAAAAAGAAAAAAAGAAAAAAAUGUGCUUCGGACUUUUCAAAAGAUAUUCUCAAGAUUUACAAACGAAAUAACUUAAUGAGAAAAAUUCAAUGAAAAAUAAAUAAUAGAUUUCAAGAUAUUGUAGUCAUCAAAGAUAAUUCAAAAUUUAACAAGUGAACAUAGUUUUAUCAAAGCUUGGACAUAAUGGUAAAUUAAUUCUAAAAAAAUUAAUGAUUGGUGCUAUAUAAAAUUAUUAUUUCUUAUAUUAAAUAAUUUAAUUAAAAUAUCCAGAGUUAUCAAAUGCUUUUUAUGAUCAAUGGAAGUUGACAAAAAAAUAAUGUGAUACAUUUGAUUAAUUUUUACUAAGUUAUAUCACCAAAAUCAUAAAUUUCAUGCACAACUAUUCUUUACGAUUCAAAUUGGUAAUAGUUAUUUAAAAAUAUUUUUUUUUCUUUCUUUUAAUUUAUUUUGUUAAAUUAAGUUUUUGAAAUCUAUAUUAAAUUGAUCAUUUAUGAUUUGCAAAAGUAAGGAAUAUAGUUAAUUAAAUAAGCAAACCUUCUAUAACUUAUAAUAUUUUUCAAUAUCUUAUAUUUAUUUCAGAAAAGGCAAACUCUGUAAAUCAAACUUUCCUCUUGUUAUGUAAUAACAUAAGUUGUGAUUGUUAUAAACCCCUUAAAAAGGAAAAAGUUUUUAUUCCUUGAUGUUACAUAGAAUUUACACAGAAAUAUGAGUAGUAUAAUAGAUUUUUCAAAAAAAAGUUUUUAUACAAGAUGUACACUUGAUGUUGAAAAAUAUGCUAAAUCAUGCGUUGUUGUUUUGUUGCAUCUGUUUAGUAUGAUAAUGUAAUAUCAUAUUAUGCAUUUAUUUAAUUUAUUCACUUCUAUAAGAUCUAUAUAAUUAAAUUUAUCAUAAUGAAAUCGCAAAUUACAUGUCCAGAUUUGUAAUCAAAGAGCAGCAAGGCUAUACACAUAUAUUGCUCAGAAUUUUGUUUGCAUCUCAUGAACUUUAGAGUAGCACAUCGAUUUUAUACCCAGUAUUCGUGUGGUAGAUUUUCCAAUAUGAUCCAUAUUAUAAGAUUAUCUGAAAGGUCUAAUUCUAACAAAUAUGAGAAGCAUGUACGUAUAGUUAAUGGUUACAGGCACCUGAGUACCUCAACCACGAAGGGAGGUAUAUAGAAUGAAAUUAGUAACAUUUUAUAGUGACUGUAAUUGACAUUAAUAUAUGUUGCACAUAUUUGUUCUUGUACGAAACUUAGUGUUACUAAACAGUGUAAUUAUUUUAUUUAAUAGUACUUGUUUAUUAUUCAUAACAACAUAAUAUGUAGCAUUCUAUGCCAAGCAGUAAGUUUUUUGUGUUUUAUUUUUUUUUUUUAUGUUGUACAUACAUAUAAAUAUUUAUAGUUGCAAUAUAUCAAAAUAGAAAAAACAGAUAUUAAUUUACAAUUGUAUUGUAUAGAUUAUUUAUAAAAUUUAUAAAGCACAAAAUGUAGUAAUUGAUAUAAAUAAAUUUCCUUUAAAUGCAGAAGAAUCGUAUAUUAUAAAUCUUAGUUACAAAUUCUUAUUUAUCAAAUCAUGUAAUGAGUUUCACUGUUUCUUACUGCAUAUUUGUUAUUUACUCAUUUUAUUGAGUAUAUAUGCUUUAAAUUAAUAAAGAAAUACUUUUGCAAAAGGAUAUUCAUUGUAUCAUUAUAAUUGCUUGGCACAGAAUAAAAUUUUAUUCUUGAACAAACCAAAGUUAGUAACUGUACUCAAAGUACAACAUUUUAUUAAUUUAAUAUAAUACAAAUACAAAGGAUAAUACAAGUUAAUUACAAAAAGUUUUAUAUUUUUAUGUUUUUAAAUUCACAAUAUAUUUUUUAGCAUAUUUCUUGAUGAAUAUAUAUGACUUCAUAUGGUGCAUUAAUUAGAUUAUUAUAUAUAUUUGAAAUAAUUAAGAAUUUUUACACAAAAGUGAGAUAUGAAACUUAUUUAUUAUUUAUUACACAAGAAAUUAAAAUUUGUACUUAUAUAUAUUUUAUUAUUUGUCUCUCUAUAAUUAUAAGAAUAAAUCAUUCUUUAAUACACAACGUAUAAUAAAAAUGCAUACGUAACAUUACAUAUGAAGUGGAAAGCUAUAAUGUGUUCAGACGUAAUCUAUAUCUAAAAGAAUUUAUUUAAUACAUGCAAGGUGAGUCACUAAUUACUAUUGUUUGGAAUAUUUUUGUUAUUUCGUGUAUAUUAUUUUUAAAUACAAUAUAAAGAGAAUACAACUUUAUUUAUUAUUAAAAGGAUAAAAUGCAUAUAAAUAAAAGCAUGCAAAAGUUUUGCUAAGUGCUAUAUUAAAUAUUUCGAAAUAAUUUUGGUCACUUCUUAUAUCUGUUAUAUAUGAAUAUUAUGAGUAAGAUGCAAUGCAUUUUUUUACACAUUUACAAAGUUUUUUAAAUUAAAUAUUAACAAAAAUAAAUUAGUUUGAAAUUUAUAAUACAGAUUGAUGAAAAUAAACUUAUAUAAGACCGAAAAUAAUAUAAACAUUCCAAAUAGUAAUAGUGACUUGUUUAGCAAUUGAUUUAAUUGAUAAAAAUAAAAAUGGUUUAAAUACAUGUUGUACUUUGACUAGAGAACUGAUAACAUUGAUAAUCGUCUGUUAAGUGUAAUCAACAAAUGCUAGUCAUAAAUAUUGCAUUUUAAGUUGGAUUUCAGUAUUGUUUCUUAAUAAAUAUCUAUAUGCAAACUUA
Messenger RNA from Vespa velutina, 6624 nucleotides. RefSeq names its product serine/threonine-protein kinase DDB_G0283821-like. The transcript is spliced from 6 exons. Gene Ontology annotation, cellular component: phosphatidylinositol 3-kinase complex. Gene Ontology annotation, molecular function: 1-phosphatidylinositol-3-kinase regulator activity. Gene Ontology annotation, biological process: intracellular signal transduction; phosphatidylinositol phosphate biosynthetic process. The record is from RefSeq and is a predicted model, not a curated record. Bases 425 to 2899 code for a protein of 824 amino acids. NCBI's taxonomy places the organism in Eukaryota, Metazoa, Arthropoda, Insecta, Hymenoptera, Vespidae.